This is a messenger RNA of Tetrahymena thermophila SB210, 1122 nucleotides long. RefSeq lists its product as hypothetical. The record is from RefSeq and is a predicted model, not a curated record. The transcript has a single exon. Lineage: Eukaryota; Ciliophora; Oligohymenophorea; Hymenostomatida; Tetrahymenidae.
AUGAAUCAAUCCAACUACUAAAAUAAUUUCUAUCUCUCACCAAAUAUCUCUAGAAAAAAUACCUAUGAGAUUUCUACUAGAUACAGUGCCAUAAAUCCUAUGCAAUAAUCUUAAUUUAUGGAAGAAGAUCAAGUCCAAAAUAUUAUAACCUCUACUUCUAAUUAUAAUCCAGCCUAAUCUUUGAACGCUUGUUCUACCUAAGAAUUGAUCAGCUAAAUUCAAAGAGCUAACUAAUCUGUAUGCUAAAUGACUAACGAUUUAAGAAAUUUCAACGAUUCUAUCCGUAAGAGAACUGGCUUAGAAGACACUAGAAAGUCUACUUACUCUUUAUAUUAAAAUUCCGUUUCUCCUAUCUCUAAUGGCAACAUGAAUGCCACUAACAUUGACUGCUCAUUCCCUUCUCCUGUUUAAAAGACUUCAAGAUCUUAUACCUCUCAUGCCAACUAUCAUGCAGAAAUUCCUUUUUCAGUCUCUUAAAACUUGAAUGCCCCUCUUAGAUCAUCUCAAUACAUAGAAAAUUUAAGAAAAUCAACUAACAAUUUAAAAUAAUCUGUUGCCCCAGAAACCAAUCCUCUUCGUGUUUCUACUUUCCAUGAUGGAAACUAAACAGUAAUUAAUUUCCCUUUCUUGAGCUAUUCCAAAGACAAUCAAGAUGAAGAAAUAGCUGAUACCAGAGCCAACUACAAGUCAACUACUUAAACUCCCAGAUAAAAGGAGGAAGAAGAAAAUGCAACCAGAAGAUAUUAUGUUAAGCAUGAUGACCUUGAAUACGAAGAAUACGAAGAUUUUGAAAAUCCUUCAAAUAACUACAAAAAGAUUAAAUAUCCCUACACUUCAAACUGGCAAACUAUCUACCAAGCUCCUGAGUUUAUUUAAAAUAUCAUCAAUUUAUAAAAGAAUCGCUCUGAGCUCUCAGAAGUUGAACAAAGCUAACAAUUAGUUGCUAAUCAAUAGACAGUAUAAUAACAAGAAGCUGUUAAAUACUCCAACUAUUUACCAAAAUAAUCUAUUAACUUAUUAGAUGACACACAAUAUAGAUCCUACGUUGAAACCAAUAAUACUCUCUCUGGUUCAUAUAUUUCUAGCAGUGUAAAUAACAUUCCUUACAGCAGCUACUAUUGA